AUGGUAAUGGAAUCUGUUCGCUUUUGGAUUCUUCUUAUAUUUGAAAUUCCUUCAUUAAUCUGUUGUCUUCUUUUACUUUAUUAUUUAUGUUUUGAGAAAAGUUUCCGAACAAAUUUAAAUCAUCACGUUUUUCUUCUAAUUUUAAUCAAUGUUCUUCUUAUCGAACUUAUUGAUGUUCCAAACUAUUUAACAUUUCUCCGUUUAAAUUUUGUUUGGCCUCAACUAUCAAUCAAUUGUUACCUUUGGUGGUUUAUUACUUAUGGAAAUUAUAGUAGCAUCGGUAUACUUAUGGGUUGGGCAUCAAUCGAAAAACAUAUAUUUAUCUUUCAUUCUCAAUUGUUAAAUACAAAAAAGAAACGUAUUUUGUAUCAUUAUCUACCACUUUUAAUGAUUAUGUUCUAUACUUCUAUCUUCUAUAUUAUUUGUAUUUUCUUUGCAUCUUGCGAACCAGUCUUUGAUUAUAAUUCAAGUUGGUGUUAUACACCAUGUUAUACUCGAAUAGAAAAUCUUAGUCGAUAUGAUAUAUUAAUGAAUACAAUUUUACCAAUUUUUAUUAUUAUUAGUAGUGAUGUUUUCUUAUUUAUUCGUGUUAUUAAACAAAGACAAAGUCUGCAUCAAGAGAUACAAUGGUAUAAAUAUAAACGAAUGAUUAUACAAAUAAGUUUAUGUUCAUUUUUAUUUCUUGCAUUUCAAAUACCUACAAUGUGUUAUAAUUUUGCACAGACAUUUGGUUUAAAAUAUGAAAUAUCUGAUGAAAUUGUAACAUCUUUAUAUUGUUCAGCAUAUUUUAUGGUUCUUCUUAUGCCAUUUCUGUGUCUCAUUUCAUCAAAAGACAUUUGGUUGAAAAUUAAAUCAAAAUAUAUUCGAAAUAUAAUUAUUCCACAAAUAACUAUCCGAUAA
Adineta ricciae is the source of this 900-nucleotide messenger RNA. The record is from the annotation of a GenBank genome assembly. NCBI's taxonomy places the organism in Eukaryota, Metazoa, Rotifera, Eurotatoria, Adinetida, Adinetidae.